AUGUUUCCUGUUCUCCAGAGAACGACACAAGUUACCAACCAGCGACAUAGCACAAGUUUAACACUGAUUUGUGUCAAAAUGGCGUCGGUCAUGGGUGUGACGUGGAUUCUUGGUAUUGCGGCAAACGUCCACGCGUUAUCUUUCUUGUGGUACCCAUAUGUGGUUUUGAACAGCCUUCAAGGUAACUUUAAACGUUUUGACUUUUCACUCAAGUGGAAGAAAGUGUUACCGACUUUAAGAAAUCAGUUAAAAACAGGUACUUAAUAUCUUGUUCAAACUAAUUAGUUUCUCGAAAGUUAAAAUCUUGUAGCCGUCAGAACCCCAUAGGUUCUACAGAUUUUCUACCCCCCGCCCCCCACAAAAAAUAAAUGAAACGCGUUUCUAGGGAAUAAGUAUAAAUGUUAAUUUUAAGUAAAAUCUAAGAUGGCAGCCAUGAUGAGGGACAUUUUGAAAGUCCCCAAGGCGCCAUAUUUUCUCAAAAAUAUUAUCUAGCUGAGAGCUCCUCGAAGCCGCCCACGAUCUAUUAUAAGUUUUAAAUUUUUGUUAAUAGAGAGGUUAAGCUUUACGUUUACGUCAAACGGCAAACGCGAAUUUGUACCACGUGACAAAGUUUCUCAUUUACUUGUCGUUUACUUUUCAUUAUUUCAGAACAUAAAUUAGUAGUUUCACGCAAGUUUUUAUCCUUUAGAGUUGUUUUGGACAGUUUUUAUCGGCUCAUUUUUUUAUUUUGAGAAAUUCCCAACUUGACUGACGAGGGUAAAUUCACAUUCAUUGACUCUGUUCUUCGGAUUUUAUGUUACAGGUUUUUUCAUUUUCCUUUCCUUUGCUGCCAGUGGGAAGGCGCUGGAACUGUACAGAGAUAAACUGACCAUAUUAACGUAUCUCAAAGGACAAGAUGGAAAGAAAAGUAAAUCUGUCUCCAACAGCACCUUACAGUCUGUCUGCGCAUCUGACUCGAAACAUAGACCGGAUCGAUGUGAAAAUGAUACACGCUUGUAA
This is a messenger RNA of Porites evermanni, 999 nucleotides long. Lineage: Eukaryota; Metazoa; Cnidaria; Anthozoa; Scleractinia; Poritidae. The record is from the annotation of a GenBank genome assembly.